CAGGGGUACAGAGGUGUUGUAUGUGGGGUUUUGGGGGGCUCCAAAUCCAUACCCAUCGUGCCAAAUCCUGUCACCAUCGUGCCUAAUCCUGUUCCCAUCGUGCCAAACUCCGUCCCCAUCGUGCCAAACUGUCCCCAUCGUGCCAAGUCCUGUCCCCAUCGUGCCUAACUUUGUCCCCAUCGUGCCAAAUCCUGUCAUCAUCGUGCCAAAUCCUGUCACCAUAGUGCCAACUUUGUCCCUAUCGUGCCAAAUUCUGUCACCAUCGUGCCAAAUCCUGUCACCAUCGUGCCUAACUUUGUCCCCAUCGUGCCAAACUCCGUCCCCAUCGUGCCAAAUCCUGUCCCCAUCGUGCCAAAUCCUGUCACCAUAGUGCCAACUUUGUCCCCAUCGUGCCAAAUCCUGUCCCCAUCGUGCCAAAUCCUGUCACCAUAGUGCCAAACUGUCCCCAUCGUGCCAAAUCCUGUCCCCAUCGUGCCAAACUGUCCCCAUCGUGCCAAUCCUUCUGUCCCCAUCCAGCCCGUAACAGCCACGGGCUCACCUGAGAGGGGCGGGGACCUGCCCUAUUCUGCUCCAUAUUAAUGAGCCCUUCCUCCUCCUCCUCCUCCUCCUCCUCCUCCUCCUCCUCCUCUUUCCCCUGCCGGUGUCCCGGAGCGCUGCCCGGUGCCAGCCGCGCUCGGUGCCAGCCCGGCUCGCCAUGGCCCGUGUCCCCCUGGCCCGUGUCACCCUCGUGUCGCAGCUCUGGCUCCUGCUCCAAACCUCCUGCCUCUGCCUGGCCCAGCUCCGAGGGCCACCAGGAGAACCUGGCCCACGAGGGCCCCCCGGUCCCCCAGGAGUGCCAGGAGCCGAUGGCAUCGACGGUGACAAAGGCCCUGUAGGAUCUGCCGGCUCCCCGGGUGUCAAGGGCGAGCCUGGAGCUCCUGGUCCGGAUGGAGCCCCAGGGAAGCCGGGCAUUGAUGGCCUGACGGGAGCCAAAGGGGAGCCAGGACCCAUUGGCAGGCCAGGAGUCAAAGGCCAGCCCGGACUCCCAGGGCCACCAGGGCUCCCUGGUCCUUCACUGCCAGGACCCCCCGGGCUUCCAGGCCAGGUUGGACUUCCCGGGGAGAUCGGAGUGCUGGGACCCAAGGGUGACCCCGGACCCGACGGCCCGAGGGGUCCCCCAGGUCCUCCAGGGAAACCUGGCCUCCCAGGACACCUCCAAGGCCUGGAAGGCAGCGCUGAUUUCCUGUGCCCCACCAGCUGCCCCCCAGGCCCCAAGGGCCCCCAGGGACUGCAAGGAUUGAAGGGACACAGAGGCCGCCCCGGCGCCCUCGGAGAGCCCGGCAAGCAGGGAGAGCCGGGCCCCAAGGGGGACGUCGGUGCCUCUGGAGAACAAGGAGUCCCAGGCCCUCCGGGACCUCAGGGCCUCAGGGGCUAUCCUGGCAUGGCAGGACCCAAGGGGGAGACGGGCCCUGCUGGCUACAAGGGCAUGGUCGGGAGCAUCGGAGCCGCCGGGCGGCCGGGCAGGGAAGGCCCCAAGGGACCACCUGGGGACGCUGGUGACAAGGGGGAGCUGGGCGGCCGUGGCAUCAGGGGACCCCAGGGUGACAUCGGCCCCAAGGGGGAGAAUGGUCUCCCGGGCAUCGAUGGCAAGGAUGGCACCCCAGGGAUCCCAGGAGUGAAGGGUGGCACGGGACAGGCGGGACGCCCGGGAACGCCGGGACACCGGGGACAAGCUGGAUUGCCGGGCCAGCCGGGAAACAAAGGUGGCCCGGGUGACAAGGGUGAAUUGGGUCCUCGGGGCCACCCCGGUGUCACCGGUGCCCCAGGACAGCUUGGCGAGCCGGGACCUCGGGGCGAGCAGGGCCCGCAGGGUGUCCCCGGGCCGAAGGGUGACAGGGGCGAGCGGGGCCUCGUGGGGCCCCCCGGCGAGCAGGGCAGAGCGGGGCCAAAGGGUGAGCAGGGCCCAGCAGGCGUCCCAGGACCCCAAGGCUUGCCUGGAGUCAAAGGAGACAAGGGCUCUCCAGGGAAAACCGGCCCCAAAGGCAGCGUUGGAGAUCCCGGUGUCCACGGCCUGGCAGGGCUCAAGGGAGAGAAGGGGGAGUCAGGAGAGCCAGGACCCAAGGGACAGCAAGGCAUCCAGGGCGACCUCGGCUUCCCCGGCCCCUCGGGGGAUGCAGGAGCACCGGGAAUUCGGGGCUAUCCCGGCCCUCCCGGCCCUCGGGGGCUGGUGGGGGAGCGCGGAGUGCCGGGAAUGCCGGGCCCUCGGGGCACAGCCGGCCGGGACGCUGGGGACCAGCACAUCGUGGACGUGGUGCUGAAGAUGCUGCAAGAGCAGCUGGCAGAGGUGGCCGUGAGCUCCAGGAGAGCCGCCCUGGGCGGGGUCGGGGCCGUGGGACCCCCCGGCCCCCCCGGCCCCCCAGGGCCCCCCGGUGAGCAGGGUCCCCACGGCCCCCUGGGAGCCCGAGGUGUCCCCGGAAUCCUGGGAGCCGCCGGGCAGGUCGGGAAUGUCGGACCCAAAGGGAAGAGAGGAGAGAAGGGCGAGCGGGGAGAGGUUGGCCGUGGCCACCCGGGAAUGCCAGGUCCUCCAGGGAUCCCAGGUCUCCCGGGCCGCCCUGGGCACGCCGAGGAUGGCAAGGCGGGCGAGCGGGGCCCGCCGGGCACGCCGGGGUCACCGGGUGCGCCGGGCGCCGCGGGGCCGCCGGGGCUGCCGGGGCUCUGCGAGGCGGCCGCGUGCCUGGGCGCCUCGGCCUACGCCGCCAGCGCCAAGGGCCCCCCGUUCUGAGGGGAGAAAUCCCUUCCCCAGCCACCCCAACGCUGCAAUCCCGCCGGGAAGCGCUUCCAGCCUUUCCCCGUUUUUUGGGAAUGUUUUUCGGUCAACUUUGAAAAGUUGGGUUUGGGAUAAAGGGUGUGUGCAACGCCUCGAAUUCCUCGACCCCUCACGUCUUGUUUCCAUCCGUGAGGGGUCGAAUCUGCUCCCUGUGCCCUUCCCCCAAAUAUAAAAUUCAUUCUGAUUUUUAUUUUUUAAUUCCCUGUGAUGUUUGAAGGAGCUGGUGGAAAUUCCCUUUUUAGCCAUCCCUUUCCCCUUUUAAAUUGGAAUUUUUAAAGCCCACCCAAAUCAAAUUCAUGGUUUGAUUAUUUAUGACAAUCCCCAGCUCCGACUUGGUCGCGCCCAGAGCUGUAAAUCUUUGUAAAAUAGGGAUAUUUUGUAAUUGUGACGAGGAAAACACCAACUUUUGGAAAAACUGGAUAAUAAAACCAAGCUGGAUUCUUAA
Messenger RNA from Taeniopygia guttata (zebra finch), 3251 nucleotides. RefSeq names its product collagen type IX alpha 2 chain (gene COL9A2). Gene Ontology annotation, molecular function: extracellular matrix structural constituent conferring tensile strength. Gene Ontology annotation, biological process: extracellular matrix organization. The record is from RefSeq and is a predicted model, not a curated record. NCBI's taxonomy places the organism in Eukaryota, Metazoa, Chordata, Aves, Passeriformes, Estrildidae.